AUGAGGGAUAUAAUGAAUAGUGCUUGCUCCAGCGGUGAUUGCGGCGCGCAGACGGCGUCGCGGCGACGGGUCGACGGCCGCGCCCGGAAUAACCAGCAGCAGCAGCUAUAUUUGCAGCGGCGAGGGGAGAGGCCGAGGGAGGAGGGGGGGCACCAGCGCGUGCCAUUUCUGCACCAGCGGCCGGUGCAUCUGAGUAAUGCCAUUGUAAUGCUCUCGAUAUAUCCCACCGGUGGCAGACGCGGCGUCGGCGUGGCCGCAGCGGCCGCAAACCACCGAACGGUGCUGCCC
Iphiclides podalirius (scarce swallowtail) is the source of this 288-nucleotide messenger RNA. The record is from the annotation of a GenBank genome assembly. NCBI's taxonomy places the organism in Eukaryota, Metazoa, Arthropoda, Insecta, Lepidoptera, Papilionidae.